AUGUCCACCGCGGCGUACUACCUCCUCUCCACCCUGGGAGGGUACCUGGUGACCUCCUUCUUGUUGCUCAAGUACCCGACCUUGCUGCACCAGAGGAAGAAGCAGCGGUUCCUCAGCAAACACAUCUCUCACCGCGGAGGUGCUGGAGAAAAUUUGGAGAAUACAAUGGCAGCAUUUCAGCAUGCAGUUACUAUUGGAACUGAUAUGCUGGAACUGGACUGUCAUAUCACAAAAGAUGAGCAAGUUGUUGUAUCACAUGAUGAGAAUCUAAAGAGAUCAACUGGGGUCAAUGUAAACAUCUCAGAUCUCAAAUACUGUGAACUCCCACCUUACCUUUGCAAACUGGAUGUCACAUUUCAAAAAGCAUGCCAAUGUGAAGGAAAAGAUAACCGGAUUCCGUUACUGAAGGAAGUUUUUGAGGCCUUUCCUAACACUCCCAUUAACAUCGAUAUCAAAGUCAACAACAGUGUGCUGAUUAAAAAGGUUUCAGAGUUGGUGAAACAGUACAGACGAGAACACAUAACAGUAUGGGGUAAUGCCAAUUAUGAAAUUGUAGGAAAGUGCUACAAAGAGAAUUCAGAUAUUCCCAUUCUCUUCAGUGUACAACGUGUUCUGCUCAUUCUUGGCCUGUUCUUCACUGGUCUCUUGCCCUUUGUGCCAAUUCGAGAACAGUUUUUUGAAAUCCCAAUGCCUUCUAUCAUAUUGAAGUUAAAAGAACCACACAAAAUGUCCAAAAGUCAGAAGUUUCUCAUCUGGCUUUCUGAUAUUUUAUUAAUGAGAAAAGCUUUGUUUGACCACCUUACUGCCCGAGGCAUUCAGGUAUAUAUUUGGGUAUUAAAUGAAGAACAAGAAUACAAAAGAGCUUUUGAUUUGGGAGCAACUGGGGUGAUGACAGAUUAUCCAACAAAGCUUAAGAAUUUUUUACACAGUUUUUCAGCAUAG
Molecule: messenger RNA, 942 nt
Organism: Pipistrellus nathusii (Nathusius's pipistrelle)
Lineage: Eukaryota; Metazoa; Chordata; Mammalia; Chiroptera; Vespertilionidae
Source: the annotation of a GenBank genome assembly